Messenger RNA from Daphnia carinata, 2346 nucleotides. Its product is annotated as ecdysone-induced protein 74EF-like. The record is from RefSeq and is a predicted model, not a curated record. Gene Ontology annotation, cellular component: nucleus. Lineage: Eukaryota; Metazoa; Arthropoda; Branchiopoda; Diplostraca; Daphniidae. Gene Ontology annotation, molecular function: sequence-specific DNA binding; DNA-binding transcription factor activity, RNA polymerase II-specific. Gene Ontology annotation, biological process: regulation of transcription by RNA polymerase II; cell differentiation.
CCAUUAUUUCUUCUCAGGGUGAAGAAUUUGAAAAGAAUGUUUGACCAUCUCGAUGUCAACAUAUUUCGGUGGUUAAUUAUAUGGACGACAUGUGUAGGCUGCUGCUGGAUGUCGAAGCCACGUGUUGUGGACUGCCCUUCGACCAAAUAAUGAAACCGCAUACUUCCCCGCAACCAGUAUUUGAAGUGCCCGGUGGAUCGGCCCCAACGACGUUGCGUCUCUACCGGCCACCAAAAUGCCUUCCGCCAGUCCAUUUGAGGGAGGACUUAUUUGCGGCAUCAACAAAUCGACGGAGUCUUCGUCGUCUGUCGUCAUUGGCGGAGGCGCCGGCAGUGGUUGGGAUUGCGACGAGUAUUUCCCCAUGUGCGAAGACCUGUUCACCUACACGGUCAGCGUCGUCCACAACAACAACAACAAUGGUAGCAACAACAAUUCGAUUGCACCGCAUCUCGGCCAUCAGCUCGUCAAUAGCGCCAGUAAUCAUCACGAAGGCCAGCCGCAACAACAACAACAACACUUGGCGGUGGAUGUCUCGCCGGAUGCAUCCGUCGUCGGUCAGCACCACCACCACCACACGCAAACCCACCACGUCCAGCAGCAGCAGCAGCAACAGCAGCAGCAAGCCCACGACUUUAUGGUUCACUUGAUGCCGCUAGGUGGCGUUGGCGACCAGACUAACCCGACUACCAACAAUAAUAAUAACAACAACAAUAACAGCAUGAAAAACAAUUCAAUCACCUCCCACAAGACGAUUCCAGUCUUUUCCAGCGGUUUUUCAAAUGGAGCCUGGGAGAAGAAAUUGCCGGCCGAUUGGGACGAGAGCGACACGAUCGAUUGGCUCUUUACGGUCGCCAAUAAACUGGGCAUCCCGUGCGAAUAUUUCGCCAGUUUCGGCCACCUCAGAGGGAGCAAUUUACUGGAGAUGAACAAAGACGAUUUCCAAUCGAAGUAUCCGAAUCACGGGUAUAAAUUUUACGAGGCCUUUCGGCAACUCGUCCAUCAAAUUCAGUUGCAGCAACACAGUCCGGCCAUCAUGGAUACCAGCACCGACCUGCUGGGCCUACAGAAUACGCCGGCGGUGCAUCACCACCAUCAGGUGCACCAAACCAACAAUGUCGAUUGUUGGUCGAUGCUGCCUCCUCCGUCGAUGGAGCAGAAUAACUACGCCUCCACCGCCGCCGCCAACGGCCAGCCACCGGAAAAUGGAAUGAUGGCUAAUGGCGGUUAUUGCGGGCCGGCACACGAGCGCGGCCAACACCAGUACACCAACAACAGCGCCAUGGACUCUUCGUCGUCUUAUAUUUACCUGAACGCUUCGGCGAAUCUCCACCAUCACAGUCAUCAUCAUCAUCAUCAACAACAACAACAACAUCAACAACAACAUUCUGCCAACAGUAAAACUCUUGGUGGUUACGGUAGCGAUCCGAUCCAGCUGACGAAUUUCCAGCAGCACCACCAUCACCCCCACCUUCACCACCAGCAACAGCAACAGCAACAACAACACGAGAGCUACGAUUCUUACUCGCUGGACAUGAUGGGCGCCGAUCAUUAUUCGGAGAAUUAUUCAAACAGCACGCCGUCUUCGGAUCCGGAGGAGAUGAUGGCCGCCAGCGAUUCGGGCAUUUCACCUCGGAUGAUGGCCAACAGCAGUUCGCCCAACGCGACCGGCUUGUUGAAGCGAGUGGGCAGGCCGAGCACGUCGGCCAACAAGGCGGGCACUAGCUCGAGUUCGAGCAGCAGCAGCAGCAGCCGGCGCAGGAAGCAGGACAGGGGCUACGGCAAGCUGUGGGAAUUCAUCCGCGAUCUUCUUCACGACCCAAAGUACUGCCCCAGUAUGGUCCGCUGGGAAGACGUCAACGACGGUGUUUUCCGCAUCGUUCAAAGUGAAAAGUUGGCCAACUUGUGGGGCACCAUCAAGAACAAUCCGCGCAUGACGUACGAAAAACUCAGCCGGGCGAUGAGGUACUAUUACAAGAGUAAAGUGUUCCUACCUGUGCUCGGCCGUCGCCUGGUCUACAAAUUCGGUCCGCACGCCGUCCUUUGGAAGCCGGACAACCCGAAUUUCGAGCACCCGACGAUGGAGGGGGACGACGUCAGGCACAGCGUCAGGACGUGAUUUUCGACAGCUGUUUUUUGACGCUAGCACGGAAUUUGUAAUUAUUACCUCAUUCAGUGGUUGUUUUUUUUUUUUUUUUUAUUUGGAUACAUAACAAGGGACCCUCUAUGUACACAUUGCCAAAAAAACAAAACAAAAACAAAAGAACGUUUUAUUCCUCGUCUUGUUUCUUUUCUUUUCUUUUUUCUUUUUUCUUUUCUUUUUUUUUUUUUAGAAGAAUAGAAAAAGAA